GCCGCCACGUCCUCUCUCUGUUGGUGUUUCUUCUCCGUCUCCUCCUACUCCUCUGUGAAGCUUUGCUCCACCGCCUCCUCCUCUCAGCCCGUCUACUGUACCUCUCUACCUCUGCCAUUUUUUCUUGGUUUCACACUCGCGCCCUUGCUAUACUGAGUAUUAAGCCAAUGGAGGCACUGAAGGCUUGUUAUGGGGAUGGAUCUUCUGAUUCGGAUUCUGAAGCUGCCCCUUCAUGUACAACUAAAGCUCGCUCCGAAGAAUUCACACUGUUGCCACCACCUCCUAUCUCACUCCUUGACCCUCUAAGUUUGCUUGGUUCUCAAGAUCUGGAAAUAGGACAGACAACUAGAGUUAGGAGUUUCCCUCAUGUUGAUGGUAACUAUGUCCUACAUGUAUACAUACCAAUUCAUAUUUCAUCUUCAUCAAAAAAAGAAAUAGCCACUUUCUUGAAGAAAGUCACCUCUCAGGAACCUAAUCUUCAUGUUGUUGACAUUGAUCUCCCACUUAAAGUCCUCUGUAAAAAUGAUGAGAAGCUUGAACAGGUUGCCUUGGGAAGGGAGUUUCACAUAAGUUUGGGACGAACUGUUCCAAUAGGGGUUCAUCAAAUUGACUCAGUGGUCUCAAUGCUUCGACAAAAACUUCAAACACGACACCAUUAUUGGAUUGACUUCAACCAGUGGGAGGUAUUCGUAAAUGAUGAUCAUACACUGGUU
This is a messenger RNA of Arachis duranensis, 713 nucleotides long. RefSeq lists its product as uncharacterized. Lineage: Eukaryota; Viridiplantae; Streptophyta; Magnoliopsida; Fabales; Fabaceae. The record is from RefSeq and is a predicted model, not a curated record. The annotation marks the transcript as partial. The transcript has 5 exons. Gene Ontology annotation, cellular component: nucleus. Gene Ontology annotation, molecular function: 3'-5'-RNA exonuclease activity. Gene Ontology annotation, biological process: U6 snRNA 3'-end processing.